This is a messenger RNA of Varroa destructor (honeybee mite), 2941 nucleotides long. RefSeq lists its product as uncharacterized. Gene Ontology annotation, molecular function: protein binding. Gene Ontology annotation, cellular component: plasma membrane. NCBI's taxonomy places the organism in Eukaryota, Metazoa, Arthropoda, Arachnida, Mesostigmata, Varroidae. The record is from RefSeq and is a predicted model, not a curated record.
CAAAUUAUUCUUAAUUCAAUUCCUUGCUGGCGAUCAGAUAACCAUGUAGAACGUACGAAGAGUUUGUGCAUCGAUGAUAUUACGUCCGUCAAUUUGUCCUUGCCAUUAGGUAAGCUGCUCGUGUGCGUUGCGUUCAUAGGACAGCACCGAAAGCGAACCCAAGCCAUUAAGUGUUUUAGCCUCCUGCUAUCCUGGCUAUUAUCUGUCGUUCAGCUGAGAUGUUCCAGCGACAACAACAGUAACGAUAAGAAUAGGCCAGUCAGUCCGUCAUCCUACGAACAGUAAAUGGUUAGAGGAAAUCAAUAAACAGAAGGACGGUUCUUUCAUUGGCUGUAUGGAUGAAACAAAAUAGCAUUGUAGCUGUGUGCAUUAUGUUAUUAAGUGCUGUCUGAGAUCUGACCAGGUAUUGACUGAGCGUAGUCAACUGAAGUGGGUUUUGUGGUGGCGCCUGAACGUGAGAUAUGGUCUAAAAAAUCAACUCGCCGAGCAAUAUUACUAGAUGUACGAUAAAAACAUUACUUGGCCUUUUCUGCUUUGAUGUUGAACGCAAGUACACAUAAAGGAUAAAUAAGUGUUUCAUGUGUGAGAUCUACGUAGAGAAGCGCCAAGGAGGUUACAAUUGAAAACAUGACGAAGUGUUAAAUUUUGCGCGUUUGUCCACUGGUCAUGCAGGAUAUAACGUGACGUUAUUCUCAUCGUCGUGGGCCUUGAAUUUCGUUGAAUCCCCGUGGUAUCGUAUACAUGCGAGGCUGCAGAAGGAUAAAUGUUGAAGAGUUGAAUGGUACAGAAUGCAUUGAGGCAGGCUAGACGGUUCAACUUUAGCUUCCAACGUGUUAUGCAUCUGGAACAGAACGAAUCUCACAUUUGUAUGUGGUUCCGCUGGCUCUCGCGGGACCUGCUGGUCUGGUUCUUAUUGGUAUCAACGGUAGUGAGCGGACGGCGCUUCGGGUGUCCUGCGCGGGUUCCAGGUGUUCAAUGCUACUGCAUCGAAAAAAGCCGCGGUCUGGACAUCUUUUGUGAACGAAGCAACAUCGAUAAGAUACGCAGUAUCCUGCUGCUGGUGGCGGAGCAGCAGGACACGAUUAUGUACCUGAAGCUCAUUAACAACUAUAUGGGCGUUCUGGCUGAAGAUAUUCUCUAUGGCUUGGAUAUAAAGCAUCUGUUAGUGCAUGAAGCCAACAUUAGCUCGAUCCAUCGCGAUGCCUUCCAGGAUCUCGGGGACCGUCUAGAGUCUUUAGAUCUUUCCAAGAAUCAUCUAACCGAGAUUCCGACAGAAGCCUUCGAAGCGCUGAAAGCCCUAGUAUCGCUCAAUCUCUCACUGAAUCGAAUCACCAUGUUGCGUAGUGAGUCAUUCCGCGGUCUUGUCUCGCUUAUCCGCUUAACGCUGUAUGGCAACAGGCUACACACUUUGGACUCGGCAGCCUUUCUGUCUUGUGGGAACAAUCUUACGCGGCUAAAUAUCGGUCGCAACAACCUCACUCGAAUUCCCGCUGAAGCGUUAGCGCUUAUAGCUGGACUGCAACACCUCGAUCUUCAUGAGAACAAUAUCACUCAGAUCGAGACAGAACAUUUGCCUGAAGAGCUCGACAAGCUAAAUUUAGCGGAGAAUCAGAUCAGUGAGGUGGGAGCGGGGGCUUUGAAAAGGUUGACAGGCCUUGUAUCGCUAGACCUCACACGCAAUAAUAUUGACUUCAUCCACCCUGACGCUUUUCGAGAGAUUAGCGGAACCAUGGAAUGGCUUAAACUAGGCUUCAAUCGCCUAGAUGAGGUUCCUAGCGAACCUUUACGUGACAUGAUUCAACUGCGUGAACUGGAUCUACGCGGCAAUAAUAUCAGCAAGCUCGAAAGUUACGCAUUUUCGCCAUUCGGAGCUAAUCUCAAGUUCCUUUAUAUGAUGCAUAAUCGCAUCGCAUCAUUGUCUCCUGAGGCUUUCGCCAAUCUGCCGCACCUUGAGUGGCUCUAUCUUAACCACAACCGACUGCGGGUGCUACAUCGUUCUGUGUUUGAAAAAAUCACAGACACACUUGUUAUUCUAGAUGUGCACGAUAAUCCAUUGGAUUGCGACUGCUCGCUAUCGUGGUUCUAUCAGUAUGCGCACUCGUCUAGCGGCAAAAUUGUCGUCUCGUUACCGUUAGAAACUAAGUGCUCAGCUCCAUCUCACCUUAAAGGCAUCUCGUUCAAGCGGCUGGACAUGGCGUGUUUAAAUAGCUCGGGGAAUCAUUAUAAUGAAGCCGAACGUAAUGUCGCAUUCGUUAUUACUUGUUUCAUUAAUCUUAUGCUCAACCAUCGAUUCUUUGCCAUCUCAUAACCGCACCACUAGCAAAUGGAUCAUGACGUCGAUCUGCCCAAAAGUACCAAACAGAAGAGGAACCUCACGAGGCCGACUCUAUUACACAGAGAGGUUACGUGUGAGCUACCUGCUGGGCCCACGAGUAAGUUGCGUCCGGGAUCUGCAUUUUCGGCGGUGUCAUCAAUUAAUGGUAGUCGUCAGCCAUCUGUACUAUUUCGUCCAACUACUACAGACAUUCAUUCUAGAUAAGAAGAAUAAAUGUGCGGUGGUGAAGAUCUUGUGGACCAGUCAGAUACAGCUGUCGCAGCAGCAGCGGCAACGGCAAAACUACUGCUGCCAUUGCUACUGCUCACCAUUCCUGCCUGCUCUUCAGGGCUUCACGUCAAUUUACCUAUUGGUAUCCACGUGCGUAGAAAUCAGUUCAGUACAGGUGAUGAAUCGUCCCAUCGCAAGGGGUAAUAUUAGCAGCUAGACGAAAAGGAGAGGGUUCGAUUGAAAGCUAAACAAGAGCGUCGAUUUACCUGAGCCAACCCAGUCGGACCUACAAGUCUGGAAAAACUUGGAGAGGUGCCCCACAUAAAGAAAACUAUAAUCAAUCUAUGCUGCGUCGAUAAUAAAAAUGACAGCAACAGCAGCAGCAGCAGUAGCAGC